Molecule: messenger RNA, 774 nt
Organism: Momordica charantia (bitter melon)
Lineage: Eukaryota; Viridiplantae; Streptophyta; Magnoliopsida; Cucurbitales; Cucurbitaceae
Source: RefSeq, a predicted model, not a curated record
CUCCAGUCAUCUGCCCAGUGCCGUCAAGAACUCCGGUGAGUACUUCAGGUGCUUGUCGGUCACUUUAAUCAGUCCGCGCUUCGUGUUUCUGAUCGGAAACGCUAUAGUCAUCACUCUGUUCGCCAAAUCGGGACAGUUCUCCGCUAAAGAUCCGAGCAAGAAGAAUUCGGUUGCCGAUCUUUACGAGGAUUUCAUAAAAAACAGCGAGAAGAAUCAAAAAACUCGACACGCUGAGAUCGAGUAUCGAACGAAGCAGAUCGAUGGCGAUGGCGAUGCCUCCGUCGCGGCAAAAAAAGUCGUUAAUCCUGAAGAAAUCAAGCUUUAUCGGAGGAGUCAAUCGGAGAAAAUCGCCGUCGCGCAGCAGGAGAAUCCGCAGCGUGAACUCCGCCGAUCGGAGACGGAGAAAUGCAAGAAACUCGUCCGAUUCAGCGAGGGAGCGGCGAAAAGCUCGUAUCCGGAAGACAGGAUGAGCAACGAGGAGUUCCGGCAGACGGUGGAGGCGUUCAUCGCGCGGCAGCAGAGGUUGCGAAGGGAGGAAGAACACUGUGUAUUUUAGAAAUUAGCCAUGUAAAUCAAGUUUUUCACAUCUCGUAAAUCCUGCAACUGAAUAGGGUUAUGUAAAUCCUGCAACUGAAUAGGGUUAUGGGUUGAAUUUUACUUCAAAAAAGAGAAGAACAACAACAAAAUGGUAACUUCUACAGAGUUGUAACUUGUAACCAUUUCUGUAUAUUUUUCUUUUUCUUAUAUACCUUUUUCUCCAUUUUAAUUUUCGUA